Messenger RNA from Chenopodium quinoa (quinoa), 3744 nucleotides. Its product is annotated as 5'-3' exoribonuclease 4-like. Gene Ontology annotation, molecular function: 5'-3' RNA exonuclease activity; RNA binding; zinc ion binding. Gene Ontology annotation, cellular component: nucleus. Lineage: Eukaryota; Viridiplantae; Streptophyta; Magnoliopsida; Caryophyllales; Amaranthaceae. The record is from RefSeq and is a predicted model, not a curated record. Bases 479 to 3307 code for a protein of 942 amino acids. The transcript is spliced from 22 exons. Gene Ontology annotation, biological process: nuclear-transcribed mRNA catabolic process.
UGAUAAACGAUUUUUGUUUAUCAUGAACAUCAACUUGUAUUUUCUCAUUAAAAUAAGUUUAAAUUGUGAAAUUUAAGAUACUAAAUCGAUAUCUCUCAAGUUAUGCCAUCAAAAUUAAGUUGUAAAGUUUAACAAGAUAAAGGACACUAUACAAAAUACAAACAUAAUUAGUAAACAACAGUAUAUACAAGUAACAAAGACUAUUUGGAAAAAAAAAAAAAAACAAAGGUAACAAAGACGAAAAAGUUAAGAACCAUCAACCAAAAAACCCAGCAUUCAUACCUUUCCACCUAAAUUUGAUUUCCCUCCUUAGAAUUCUUCUUCAUCAUCAUAAUAAAAAGGUCAAAAUUCCUUAGAAAAAAAAAAAAAAAAGCCAAUUCAUCAUCUUCAAUUCUCUCUCCUUCCUUCUUCAAUCAGCUGUGUAUUUCUUGAAGAUUCACAGCAAAUCCAGAUCUCAAUUAUCUGAUUAGUUAAUUUAAUGGGGGUUCCCGCAUUCUAUAGGUGGUUAGCUGAUCGCUACCCAUUGGCGAUUUCCAAUGUUGUUGAAGAAGAACCAAAGGAGGAUGAAAACGGCCUCGUUUACCCUGUUGAUGUUUCAAGACCUAAUCCUAAUGGCAUGGAGUUUGAUAAUUUGUAUUUGGAUAUGAAUGGAAUUAUUCAUCCUUGUUUUCACCCGGAUAAAAGGCCUGCACCUACAACAUAUGAUGAGGUGUUCCAAUCAAUUUUUGCGUACAUUGAUCAUUUAUUUACAUUGGUUCGUCCAAGGAAGAUUCUCUACAUGGCAAUUGAUGGAGUUGCUCCAAGGGCUAAAAUGAAUCAGCAACGUUCACGGCGCUUCAGAGCUGCAAAAGAUGCUGCGGAGGCUGAAGCAGAGGAGGAAAGACUGAAAAAAGAGUUUGAGGCUGAAGGAAGGACUUUGGCUUCUAAGGAGAGGCGAGAAACCAGUGACUCAAAUGUCAUCACUCCAGGUACAGAAUUUAUGUUUGUGCUCUCGGUGGCACUUCAGUAUUAUGUACAGAAGAGAUUGAACAACCAGGCUGGCUGGCGGAGGGUAAAGGUUAUUCUAUCCGAUGCUAAUGUGCCCGGCGAAGGAGAACAUAAAAUUAUGUCGUAUAUUAGGUUGCAAAGAGAUCUCCCUGGUUUUGAUCCCAAUACUCGACACUGCUUGUAUGGUUUGGAUGCUGAUUUGAUUAUGUUGGCUUUGGCCACACAUGAGGUGCACUUUUCAAUUCUGAGAGAGGUCAUUACUAUGCCUUCACAACAGGAGAAAUGUUUUCUUUGUGGUCAAGGUGGUCAUUUGGCAGCAGAUUGUCGUGCUAAGCCUGAUAAAAAUGGAAACUUGGUAGAUGACACUCCUAUAUACAAGAAAAAAUAUCAGUUCCUCCAAAUUUGGGUAUUAAGAGAAUAUCUGCAAUUUGACCUGGAGAUUCCUAAUCCUCCCUUUACUAUGAAUUUUGAACGUUUAAUUGAUGAUUUCGUGUUCCUGUGUUUCUUUGUUGGCAAUGACUUCCUUCCACAUAUGCCUACACUAGAAAUUCGAGAGGGUGCUAUAAACCUGCUGAUGAAUGUAUACAGAAGCGAAUUUGCGGCUAUGGGUGGUUAUCUUACUGAUGCUGGUGAAGUCUUUCUAGAUAAAGUGGAACAUUUUGUUCAAUCAGUUGCAGUUCAUGAAGAGCAAAUCUUCCAGAAACGGGUUCGCUUACAGCAGUAUUAUGAGAACAAUGAGGAGAUGAAAAACAAGGCUAGAAGAGAAUCAGGAGAUCCCUCCUUUGAAGAGCCACCGCCUCCAGUGGAAGACAAGGUCAAACUUGGGGAGCCUGGAUAUAAGGAGAGGUAUUAUGCCGAUAAAUUUGGUGCAUCCAGUCCAGAGGAAAUCGACAAAAUCAGGAAAGAUGUGGUUUUGAAAUAUGUGGAAGGUUUAUGUUGGGUUUGCCGUUACUACUACCAAGGUGUUUGCUCAUGGCAAUGGUUCUAUCCAUACCAUUAUGCUCCAUUUGCCUCUGAUCUUAAAGAUCUAGCUGAUCUAGAAAUUACAUUUUUCUUGGGAGAGCCUUUCAAGCCAUUUGAUCAACUCUUGGGAACUCUACCAGCUGCAAGUUCCAACGCUUUGCCGGAGAUGUACAGGAAAUUGAUGACAGACCCAUCUUCACCUCUGCUUGAGUUUUAUCCUUCUGAUUUUGAUAUCGAUAUGAAUGGUAAACGCUUCGCUUGGCAGGGUGUUGCAAAGUUGCCAUUCAUUGAUGAAAAGAAAUUGCUGGCUGAAACCAAGAAACUGGAGGAAACUUUGACGGUAGAUGAGCAGCGCCGGAACUGUGUGAUGUUUGAUAUGCUAUAUAUCCAUCCCGCGCAUCCUUUAGCUGCUCAAGUUGUGUCAUAUUACCAUUUCUACUAUCAGAUGCCUCCUGACCAAAGAUAUGCUUGGCCAAUUGACAGCUAUGCCAGUGGUGGAAUGAAUGGUUAUUUAUGGUUAUCUGAAAGAAAUGGGUGGAGGCAAGUGAUCGCUUCACCAGUUGCUGGGCUACCCGCUAUUACGAAUAACCAAACUUUAAAUGUGACAUAUUUGAAUCCUCUGCCUCGUAAACAUAUCCCGGAGCCUCCAAAGGGUGCAAUUAUACCAGCUAAGGUGAUAAAAUCUACUGACGUGAAACCUUUCCCCCCGUUAUGGCACGAAGACAAUGGCAAUAGGCGUCAAUUUGGACGUGAAAGGCCUCAAGUACCAGGAGCAAUACGUGGGCCUCAGUUGGGUGAAGCUGCUCAUCGCCUUCUUAAGAACACAUUAAAUAUUAAACAUACUGAUUCAUCUCCUGGAUUAUUGGAUUAUAUGCCCCAUCGGAAUCAUCCAGGAAACCAUAUGAUUAAUAGGCCAAGGCCAGCUGGACCUGCAGGGUAUGAAAGAGGCUACUAUGAUGAUAACAGUUACAAUUAUGGGCAUCAUCAUAUGCCCCGGCCUAUGGCAAAUGGCCACAGAAUGCCCUAUGAGCCCCGUGGAAUUAGACACAAUGACAGAUUACCACACAGAGAGGAUGACCGUGAUUUAGGAGCUGCUAUGUCGAAUAUGACACUAGGAGGGAUUCGUAAUAGACCACCAGCUUUGAUGAGGCCAAGGAUGCAAAAUACUGGGCCCAUGCACAGUCAACAAAACAAUUUUGUCCAAAAUAUGGGUCCUAUUCCGUCACCCCCUAUCAACUGGAUUAAUAGACCAGUAGCUGGAAAUAACAUGCAUUUCAGACAGCAGGAGACAUCACCCCAGAAGCCGCAAAAACAAGUUUACCAAAUGAAGACACAACGACCAACACAACAAGAAUGAUUUGAUUGCUAAAACCGUGGACAUUUGUUCUGAAAUAUUGUUGAUCUGUAUAGUACAUGUAUGUUUUAGAUCAACGACACAAUUGUUGUGACAUCUCAUAGCAAAGAGGAGCCACCUGAUUAUUUCAGGACGUGAAGAAGCGACCGUGGUAUUUGUAGUCAGAUGCAUAAUUUCGCAUUCUUGCUCAUGUUCUGUUGUAGUGUAUCGACAUGUUAUCUAGGUCAUAUUGGUGGCCGUGCAUCUGUAAAUUCAUUACUUUACAGUUAGGAGUACGGUCAUUGGUAUACACUUGACAAUCAAAGAUCUAGAUCAGUUGUAUUCAAAUUGUAGCAGAAAUCAGGGUAGUCACAGUAAGAAAUGAACAAUCGCAUAGUUACACAUUGGCUGAUGAGCCAACUUUCUUUCUUCAAUAUACGACUAUAUGUUUUUCUUUCUCA